Syngnathus typhle (broad-nosed pipefish) is the source of this 2211-nucleotide messenger RNA. RefSeq names its product biogenesis of lysosomal organelles complex-1, subunit 6, pallidin (gene bloc1s6). The coding region runs from base 201 to 713 and encodes 170 amino acids. The record is from RefSeq and is a predicted model, not a curated record. Gene Ontology annotation, cellular component: transport vesicle; extrinsic component of membrane; BLOC-1 complex. NCBI's taxonomy places the organism in Eukaryota, Metazoa, Chordata, Actinopteri, Syngnathiformes, Syngnathidae. The transcript is spliced from 6 exons. Gene Ontology annotation, biological process: intracellular transport.
CAUCCGCAAACAACUCAAAAUGCUAAUCUCGUCGUUGUUUUAGCCGCGUCAAUUUUUACCAUACCUGCAAACGCCGCGGAGAAGAAAUCGUAACGGGUAAUGUUGUACACUGACUUUUCACGCCCAUUCGUUGGAUAAGCGUCUCUUUAAAAAAAACGGUUGGACGAAGAAGCAAGUAAGGUUGCAGAGUCUUGUUGUUUAUGGAGGGAAUGGAAGAUGAAGGACCCUCAUCACAGGGUGAACCUCCACAUAUCGAAGAUGUGCAGCUGUCGGCAGAGGAGCUGAUGUAUUUGGAGAGCUCCGCCCCUCUAGAAAAUGCGUGCGAAUACAAGGAAGCGGUGCACAAGCUGACAGAGGGCUUACUUUCCCACUACUUGCCUGGCCUUCAGAACUCAAAACGUACUCUCCAAGAACUCACACAAAAUCAGCUCAUAUUGUUGGACACACUGGACCAAGAAGUCACCAAGUUCCGAGACUGCAACAGCUUACUUGACCUGAAUUCCCUGUUUACAGAGGCCAAGGUUUACCACAACAAACUGGUCAAUAUCAGGAAAGAGAUGAUUUUAAUCCAUGAAAGGACAACAAAAUUAAAGAAAAGAGCUUUAAAGCUGCAGCAGCACAAGCAGAAGGAGGCGCUGGAGAGGGAGCACCAGCGCGAGAAGGAGCUGGAGCGAGAGCGGCAGCUUAUUGCCAAACCUGCUAAAAGAACAUAAGCUCCUGUGGUAUGAUGGUUUUGCAUGUUUCCGCCCAUUUUCUACCAAAAUACAAUUUUACGUGCAACAGCAUUUAAGAAAACGUAGUAAGAGGCCAAAGUAUGAGUGUCAUUCAGUGGUUAUGACAGUCAUACAUUUUCUGGUUGCUAGUCUGCAACCACAAGAACACUUUAGAGGCCUUACACCGUCGAGUGAGUGAAUUUUUCAUCAAAUAUUUCGCCCCAAAAACUGUCGCAGCAUGAACACCUAUUUGUGUACAAGAGUGAGCAAUUCUUCAAAAGAGGCUUCAAGAUGAGAUAAGGUUAUUGUCCUACUAAAUUCAAAACAAAGAGAAGCUUUGCCCUCAGCAAGUUAAUACAAGAUGCCAUAGAUGGGCUAUUGCAUAGUGAUUUAAAGGCAGAUGGCACAUUAUAUGUAGACAGACAGUAUGACAAUACUCGGAGGCAUUUUUUCUUUCUCAACAGAGAAAAUUGAUCAUUAUUAUUAUUGCAGUUUACUGUGCUGUGUCACAAUAUGGAUUCAACUUGGAUCUCAAGGCAUCUCUGUCCACGUGCCGCAAAUACAGUAAUGGGAAUUUCACCGUUAAAGUUUGACCACUUGCAAAGAAAGUACCAGUCUCAAUUUUUACGUGUUUUAUUUAUUACAGUAAUAGACACUGUUAGUUAAAAUACAUUUCAAAAUAGUCUAAAAGUGAAACAGUAUUGGUCAUUUUAUUGGAUGCGGAAAGUGUGAUCCAGUACAACUCUGCUAGAAUUCUGGCUCCCACAGACUAACUGCUCACGUAGCUUGCAGCUGUGCACAAAGUAAAAACAACAUUCCUUAACUUUUAUACUGCUUUUAUUAAUCCACAGUUUUCUUAAUACCAAAAUAAAUAGCAGUAAAAGUCAAAGGCUCAUCAUUUCUUGUGAUAGUCUAAGUACAAAUACUAAUGUCAAAAUAUUCCCCCUACUGUGCACUUCUUCUCAUUUCAGUUUCAUUAGUCCUCUAAGACGCAAAUCUAGUCUGAAUUCCCGAAACAAGAAACAUUCGUGAAUGAUCUUAAUUAACCGGUACAAUUUGUUGCUAUUUUUUGAAAGAGACAGUUUUACAUAAAUUGUAUUCCAACUGCCGAGCUGACAGGUGUCUUUUCCCUUUUUUUUUUUUUUUUUAAAGAUACUUGUGUUACAAUCACAAAUCUUGUCAAAUGAGUGGUUCCUGGUAAAAUGAUUGUUUGUUUUUUUAAGUCUAAAGUUUCAUAAACAGGAGAUAUCCCGUCUGCUCAUGUGAAAUGCAUUACGAUGUAAAUGUGCUCCAACAUGCAAAACAGUGCGAUUAUUUAUACCGGUGAGGCUUAAACCAAAGAUGGCGAGUUCCCUAUUGUUGGUACUUUCAGAUGUUAAACUCUGCAUUCAAGCAUAAUCCUGUUUGCUUUCAUUGUUGUUGAAAUAGUGUCUAUAGAAUUGCUACUGGGCAUUGAACCCGUCAGUUGUUUCACGUUAUAAAGUCUGUUUAAAAAGCA